Molecule: messenger RNA, 546 nt
Organism: Acaulospora morrowiae
Lineage: Eukaryota; Fungi; Glomeromycota; Glomeromycetes; Diversisporales; Acaulosporaceae
Source: the annotation of a GenBank genome assembly
AUGUUUAACUGGAAUCUUCACAAACUUGAUGUUAUGGGCAAAACAGAUAUCACUGUGAACACAAGAGAUCGCCAACAACCUCCACAAAGGCAGGUGAUCAAUGCAACAAGUAAUUCAUAUUCUAUCAUGGUUAUAGAAAUUGGUAGCACUGAGAGUCUAAACAGUUUACAUGAACUGGUAACAGGAUAUUUUUCUUCACACACCAAUAUUCAAAUAUAUUUGGCCAUUAAGCUCUUUUCUCGUUAUCGGGAUUGCACAUUUGCAUUGCUUGUAUUGUUUUACAGAUGUGACCAACUGAAUCCAACUGUACCUUGUUUCGUAAAGUCUUUUGAGACUACAAAUCUUCAUAUUUCCAUAACAAGGUUUCUUUUGAAUAUUCUGAAUUUUUCAGCCAAUUAUCUUACUAGUGUUGGAUGUGGACAAGUCACUUGUGAUAGUCCUAAUCUGCCAGACUAUCAACUCGCUAUUCCUACUGACUUACUUUUUGACAAUGUUCCUACUGGCAUACCAAAUGAUACACCUGAUGAUUUUUUCUUAGAUUUAUGA